This is a messenger RNA of Phragmites australis (common reed), 1204 nucleotides long. RefSeq names its product peptide methionine sulfoxide reductase A5-like. The record is from RefSeq and is a predicted model, not a curated record. Bases 137 to 865 code for a protein of 242 amino acids. NCBI's taxonomy places the organism in Eukaryota, Viridiplantae, Streptophyta, Magnoliopsida, Poales, Poaceae. Gene Ontology annotation, molecular function: peptide-methionine (S)-S-oxide reductase activity. The transcript has 4 exons. Gene Ontology annotation, cellular component: cytoplasm. Gene Ontology annotation, biological process: cellular response to oxidative stress.
UCGCUUAUCCACCGUCUCCCCGAAUAGUCCCUCCCACACCGACGAGUAACCAACAAUCCCACCCGCCGGUUGGUAAUCCUCCUCCCGGAUCCCGAUCUCCGACCGACCCGACCUCCCGGCGAUUCCGACCGACGCGAUGGCCCCCUCCGCCGCCGCCUCCGCGGCAAUGGUAGCGGUGAUCAUUCUCCUUGUCGCGGGGGCCUCCGGCGCGCGCCUCCAGGGCCGCGCGGCGCCGCUGCCGCGUGGGGGCGCGCCGGCGACGGCAGUGUUCGCGCUGGGAAGCUUCUGGCGGUCGGAGGCGUCGUUUGGGUGCCUCCCCGGCGUGAUCCGCACUUCUGUCGGCUACGCCGGCGGUUCCAAGGCCAACCCCGAGUACCGCAACCUCGCCGACCACGCCGAGUGCGUCAAGGUUGAGUAUGAUCCCCGGUUGAUUCACUACAAGCAGCUUUUGGAUGUGUUCUGGGCAAGUCAUGAUCCUCGGGAGGUGUUUGGGCAAGGACCAGAUGUUGGUAAUCAGUAUAGAUCUAUCAUCUUCGCUAAUGGAACCAUUGAGGCCAGAUUGGCUGCUCUUAGCAAAGAAAGAGAACAAACUAAGGAUCGCAGCAGUGUUAUUACCACACAGAUCCAACCAUUGGGGUCAUUUUAUCCUGCUGAACCAGAACAUCAGAAAUUUGAGCUGAAACGCAAGCCAUUCCUCCUGCAACUGAUUGGGAACCUGCCAGAGGAGGAGCUCCAGACAUCGACUCUAGCUGCAAAGUUGAAUGCAUAUGCUGCUGAGCUUUGCCCUGCAAAUACCCAAAAGAAAAUUAGCUCCAAGAUCGAUGAGACCGCUAAGAAAGGAUGGCCCAUCUUAAGGGAAAAUUAGUUCAAGCUGGCUUCUAGACUCAAACCGACUGUUGCAACGUAGACACAAGAGAUGUGCAUGAUUUUGCAGAAAGGAUUUUUGUAGGAAUAUUUUAGCAGUUCAAUGUUGUCGGUGUUACCAUUAUGCUGCAUCCAAUCAGUCAUCCAUUCUUCACUUCACUCUUAAAGAUAUAUAGUUGUUCAUAGCAUCUUCAUUUUGAGGUUUUCACUAUAGAAGCUGUAUGUGUUGCCCCAUUUGUGACCUGAAUUUAUGGUCCGAGCUUAUUGAACAGACGUUGAAGUUGUAAGUUGUAACUUUGGUUGUUUCAGUUGUGAAAUAUAGAUAGUACAUUCUUAUUCA